AUCUUAAAUAGCUCUCGGCAAAAAAUUAAAAAAAUACCGAACUGUCAUUAAUGUCAUUAUCUCGCUUACAGUUUACAGAGGUUAUGGAAUAUUACUGAUAUUAUCGAGACAUGUUAUGGACACCACUCAAUAAAUUAGUACAAUUUCAGUCGUUAUUUGUUCGUCACUCACAAAAUCGUAGUUUUAGCGUGUCUAAGUCAAAAUGUCAGUGGAAAAAUUCUGUGUUUGGUGCCCAUAAAGCUAACCCAAUGUCAUCCUAUAAAUUAAGAUUUAUUUUACGCGAAUUUCCCGUAACGAGGCUGUGGAAUGCCUGCUUCAGAACACAGCUACUAAGCUCUGUAGUGAGGCGAUGCCGCCGUGACCAUGUGCGGGUGUGGGUGUGCCUGCGGCAAACUUUGCUCCGUCCCCACCGGACCCUGGCCUUUACUGUAGCUGCCUACAACCAAGAUGAUGAUGAUGAUGAAGACGGGGCACCCUGCAGCCAGGACAUCACUGAUGAGGACCUCGAGGGACUGGUCCACGACUUCGAGUCGGUGGAUGAGCUGUCCCGGACGACACUGUUCUGCCCCGGCUGUCAGCGGCGGCUCGUCAUCGAUAAGAAGCAGCCAGGCGUACUCUACUGCACCUGUUCCAACACACUGCCUCCGCCCCUAUCCGAGGACGGCUGGGUGCCUUACAUGGAGGCUGAUGACGUCAUCAUCUGGCGGAAAGAGUACAAGCCAGGGGGACUCUUCGCAUACAAAGUAUAUGGGCGCUACAAAGACCUAACAGCGAGGGAUUUCGCGAUGAUCCAAGUGGACGGCGCGUACCGGCGCUCGUGGGACGACGCGGUCGCCGCCCUGUCCAUCGUGGAGCCCGAGGCCAACGGGGUGCGGUCCCAGACCGUGAUACAUUGGGAAGUUCUCUGGCCAAGGCUAUUCGCGAACCGCGACUACGUCUACCUCCGCCGGCACAAAGAGUUCAACGUGAAAAGCAAAUGCCUCGCCCACAAGGACGCCAUCUUCGCGACGCCCGAGCUGGAGCCCUGCGCGCCGCCGCCGCCGGAGCGCCCGAGCGUGCACUCGCGGGCGAAACUUAAGGCGCAGCAGAUGGAGCGGACUGAGAGGAAGUUAGGAAGCGAAAGCAGAGAAGAGAAGGUCAAUAAGGUGUACGUGAUAUUGAGCCGCUCCUGCUCUCACCCCGACGCCCCGGAGACUAAACACGCCAUCAGGGUCCAAGAAUACUGGAGCCACAUGGUGGUACGGACCAUCGACGGACCCGACACUGCGGGUAUGGAGUUCGUGCUUACGUACUACGACGAGCCGUCAGUGGGCGGUUUACCGUCCGGGGUCUCCGCCUGGGCCACGGGCCGCGCGGCUCCGUCCUACCUCGCGCGGAUGCACCGCGCCGCGCUGCACUACCGCAAGUGGCGCGCUAUGCACACGGUAUGUAGCAGCAGCUGACAUAGACGAGACGUCAGUGGGCGGGCUGCCGUUCGGGGUCUCCGCCUGGGCCACGGGCCGCGCGGCUCCGUCCUACCUCGCGCGGAUGCACCGCGCCGCGCUGCACUACCGCAAGUGGCGCGCUAUGCACACGGUAUGUAGCAGCAGCUGACAUAGACGAGACGUCAGUGGGCGGGCUGCCGUUCGGGGUCUCCGCCUGGGCCACGGGCCGCGCGGCUCCGUCCUACCUCGCGCGGAUGCACCGCGCCGCGCUGCACUACCGCAAGUGGCGCGCUAUGCACACGGUAUGUAGCAGCAGCUGACAUAGACGAGACGUCAGUGGGCGGGCUGCCGUUCGGGGUCUCCGCCUGGGCCACGGGCCGCGCGGCUCCGUCCUACCUCGCGCGGAUGCACCGCGCCGCGCUGCACUACCGCAAGUGGCGCGCUAUGCACACGGUAUGUAGCAGCAGCUGACAUAGACGAGACGUCAGUGGGCGGGCUGCCGUUCGGGGUCUCCGCCUGGGCCACGGGCCGCGCGGCUGUGUCCUACCUCGCGCGGAUGCACCGCGCCGCACUGCACUACCGCAAGUGG
This is a messenger RNA of Cydia splendana, 2013 nucleotides long. RefSeq lists its product as uncharacterized. The transcript is spliced from 8 exons. The record is from RefSeq and is a predicted model, not a curated record. Gene Ontology annotation, molecular function: lipid binding. Bases 111 to 1442 code for a protein of 443 amino acids. NCBI's taxonomy places the organism in Eukaryota, Metazoa, Arthropoda, Insecta, Lepidoptera, Tortricidae.